AUAUCAGGGGAUGUGCUAGUUUACAGGAACCCUGGACUACAUUUUGGAGACAUACAUGUACUUAAGGCUACAUAUGUUAAGGCCUUGGAAGAGCAUGUAGGAAACUCCAAGUAUGGUGUGUUCUUCCCUCAGAUAGGUCCAAGAUCUUUGGGUGAUGAGAUUGCAGGUGGUGACUUUGAUGGUGAUAUGUAUUUCAUUUCCAGAAACCCCAACGGUACCACUAACUACUCUCCUCUGUCCAUCGCAUUUGGAAGUAACCUGACUUUUUAUGAACCUUUCUUGUUUAGCUACUCGAACACUUCAAGCCAAGUGAACCAUGGGUUAGCUCUUCUCCUCCUAGUAGAAUUUAUGCUGGUACAGCGCCAAGUGAACUUACACCAGAAAUGCUGGAAGAGAAGCUUUUCAGAAUGUUUUUGGAGGCAAGAUUUAAUUCCAGCAACGUUGUAGGGGCGGCUGCAGAUAGCUGGCUAACAAUAAUGGACCGUUACCUCACGUUAGGAGAUGAGAGGGCUAAGGAAAAAGCUGGGAUGAAGAGACAAAUUCUCAAGGCUAUUGAUAUAUACUAUGAUGCUCUUGAUGCACCGAAAAACGGGGCUAAGGUCUACCUCCCAUUAGACUUAAAGUUCGAGAGUUUUCCACAUUACAUGGAGUAUAAGCAUAAGAAAAGUUUCAACUCCACUUCUAUUCUUGGAUUAAUCUAUGACACCGUCGUCUCUCAGAAUGAAGAAGAACCCCCUCCAUGUGAAAUCAAGAAACUACCGUGUUUUGAAGAUGAGCUGGUCCCUGAGUCUCACAUGGAGAAAUGGGGAGGCUGGUACGAGAACUAUAAAGAUGAAAUGGAACAGGCAAUGAAAAACAGAUGAGAAUAAUAAAAAGGAAUUAGCCAGUGAAGUCAUCAAGAAGUACAAGCAGGAGUUCUAUGGUGGUGCAGAGUUUAAAGACAUAAAGAGAAACCUGGACGCAUUCUACCCACAAGCCUUGGCACUUUACAACAUCGUUUACGAUUAUGCCAUCUUAAAGAACAACGUACGUUAUUGCGGAUUUGUCUGGAGGGUUGCAGGACGGGUCCUGUGCGAUUUUUACUUUGAGAAGAAGGUGGAUGGGGAGGGGGAGGAGUCAUUCUCUGCUGCAGGUUCUGUGGUCAAAAAGCUUUAUGGUUGAAACUCUUAUUUUUCAUGUUCUGUUCAGGUAAAAAUAAGCCUUGUGUCAUAAGAUGUGUGUUAAGCAAGUAUCUUACCAGGUAACCUAACUUAUAGGCUAAUCUAUGUGGUGUAGUGUCUUAUGUCUUAGUUCUAAUCCUUAGAUGUUCCCUCUUGUGUACAUUUGUUUAUGAAUUAUAAGAAAAAUAAGAAUAUGCUUGUAUUUUAAUUUCUGAAUCUUGAAACUUUUUAUUUCUUUUCACUUUUGUCUUUGGAUUGUGUUUAUUGCUUCUUUGAAGAUAAAGAGUGUGGCCAACUCGGAUUUGAAAUCAUCCGUCAAUGGUGGCGUUGUUGUUGAUGUCUAUGGAGAAGAUUCAGCCACCAUUGAGUGCAACAAAACUCCUUGGUCUCUCUCUAUUUCUAGGUAACUCCUUGGAUGUUAACCCCUUUUUUUUAAUUAACUUGGAUGUUAACCCUAAUUCUAUCUAUCGAGACAACCAAAGAAGAUCUGCACGUAAAGCUUACUUGCGCAAGAAGCUUCUCGCUGUAUUGUAUGAGCAAGAGUCCAGAACUUUUACAACAUGACUUGUAAAGUUGUAGAAUCAUUCAUCAGAUCCACUUAACUUGAAUCCAAAUCUACGCAUCGAAGCCUAAUGAAAUUCCAAAGGUAAGAACAGAGAGAUAAAAGGCAAACAAUCUCAAACGUUGAUUAACAGAUGGCAUUGUCUCAAAAGUUCACACCCUGAUCUCAUCUCAAAUCAUAUAUAAGAACAGUUGAAAAUCACCAGCUAUACAUCCAAACAACUAUAUAAUGCUUUUCAUGAAAACCAAAAAAAAAGCAGCCUAUAAAACUUCCUAUAUCGAAGACCUCUUGGUCACUGGGAGCCACUCUAGGGCCUCGUAAUCUGCAGCGUGACGAACCAUCAACUCCACGAAACGCAUAGUAGGCCGUGCGACUACCUCUUGGUCCAAACACAUCCUCGCCACAUGAAAUAAUCUGACCAAACCUUCAGCCGAAAACCAUCUAGCCAGCGCAGCAUCAACAACCAGAGGCAUACACUCUUCUAUGUUCAAUACUGGCAUUAACUGCAAAACACACAAAUUCAUAUGUCACUUUCACCACAAGAAAACGUAUAAAAAACUAAGCCCUAGUACUCAAAAAGUUUCCUCGAGUCACACCCAAUCAAAAGGGGACCUUGAGGAUAAAGAUUGUCUGGGAUUGCGAUAUUGUAGAGCCAAGCGUAGUUGAGGAACUCGUUAUUGUCAGAUGGGUCUUGUUCAUCUAAAUCGCCGCUGUCCUGGCCGUUGAUAGUUCCAGACGAAUCCAUUGAUUCCGAUGAUUCUUGUGAGUCUUGCAUUACUUACUUGACUUGAGCUUGCUCCUCUAAAGCAAUACAAGACCUCUAGAGAGAGAGAAGGAUGACGAACACUAAAAGAUCUCUCUGGAGUUGCUCUUAUAGAGGCGCCGGCUUUAUAUAUAGAUCAUUUUUUGGAAAAGAUUAUCAGAAAAAUUAAAUAAUACGCAAAUUAGUUUCAUGGGAAAAUUCCUUUUUAGUCUCGAUUAUACUAUCAGGCGAAAAUAAAAGUUUUAGAGGGGAUAAAUAGUUUUUAUUAACUAAUGAGAAAAUGACUGUUUUAAAAAGAUAAAACACAAGACUUAAACAAGACUACUUAUACAGAUUCUCACUCACGGCAAUAAGCUAACUAUUCAAAAAUAGCAUUAUUUUGGAAGCUUUGCAGUCUACUAAUCAAGGAUUUAAAGAAUUUUACACAAAGUUUUGGGUUACAUUACCAGAAGAUGUAGUUUAUUACCGACUAUAAUUUUCAAAGUUUAUAAAAAUUUCAGUGCUAAAUCAUAACUGUUCAUUGUGAUACAAUACUACGAAAAGAACUUAUCCAUCAAAAAUAUUGUACAUCUAAAACCAUUACGGAGUAAAUUACACCAUAGAACUUUGUACGUAAGGUCGUUAAUAAAUAUUGCAGAUAAUUUAUCAUCUAUGAAAAUGCCUUUUAAUUUACUGUUCUCGUGGAAAUGACCUUUAGUGUAUAGACACUCUUAUUAAAAAAGAUGAAUUUUUAUAAACAUAAAUCAUAGAAUCCAAAAGGCCAU
This is a messenger RNA of Brassica napus (rape), 3249 nucleotides long. Its product is annotated as probable RNA-dependent RNA polymerase 3. Gene Ontology annotation, biological process: siRNA processing. The transcript has 4 exons. The coding region runs from base 384 to 863 and encodes 159 amino acids. The record is from RefSeq and is a predicted model, not a curated record. Lineage: Eukaryota; Viridiplantae; Streptophyta; Magnoliopsida; Brassicales; Brassicaceae. Gene Ontology annotation, molecular function: RNA-directed RNA polymerase activity. Gene Ontology annotation, cellular component: nuclear RNA-directed RNA polymerase complex.